AUGAAUAUAAGUAGUUAUUUACCAGCAAUGCCCUAUGUUGUUCGAGAAUUAUUUGAUAAAGCAACAAAUAUAGUUAUGAACUAUUCAGAAACCGAAGCGAAAGUUGUUGAAGCAACAAAUGAUGAAUCUUGGGGACCACCUGGAAAAUUAUUACAAGAUCUAUCACAAUUGUCAUAUUCACAUGAAAAUUAUAAUGAAUUAAUAGGAAUGCUUUGGAAGCGAUGCUUUGGUCAAGAUAAAAAAUAUUGGAGACGAACAUAUAAAUCACUACUUGUGUUAACAUAUUUAAUCAAAAAUGGUAGUGAUAAAGUCGUUACAUCUGCACGUGAACAUCUUUAUGACCUUAAAAGUUUAGAAAAUUUUGCUCAUCAUGAUGAACAUGGCAAAGAUCAAGGAAUUAAUAUUCGUCAUAAAGUAAAAGAAUUAAUUGAAUUUAUUCAAGAUGAUGAUCGUAUUCGUGAUGAACGUAAAAGAGCAAAAGCUAAUCGAGAUAAAUAUAUUGGUAUGAGUAAUGAAUCAUCAUCGCAUCGUUAUAGUGAUCGAUGGAAUGAUAAUGAUGAAUCAUAUUCAACAAAAAAGAAAGAUUUUCAUGAUUCACAUGAAUAUAAAAAAUCAAAAAGUGAACAAAACUUUACUAAAACGAAAGAUUAUGUUUCGAAUAAAUCUCAAGAUUAUUCAGCUGAUAUAAGUGAUGAAGAAAAUCAAAAUUCAAAAUCAACAUCAUGGAAAAAAGAUCAAAAGAAUGAAAUACAAAAUAAACCAAAGUUUACUACUACAAAUAAUAAACCAAUAACACAAGCACCAGUUGUUGAUUUAUUAGGUGAUGAUGUAGAGUUUACACCUUAUGUUCAAGCUUCACAAGAUGAAGAUUUUGGUCAAUUUCAAGAGGCUGUAUCUCCAAGUUCUCCAAUUCAGCCAUCACUUUGGCCAACGCCAUCAACACAAACUACAUCAUCGUCAGACACAUUCGAUCCAUUUGCAUCAUUUGAAUCAUCAACUAAUCUUUUUCAAACAACCAAUAAAACUCCAUCCAAUGAUCUAGAUCUUUUUAGUAUGCCACAAACUCAACCAACAAUGUUUUUACCUAAUCAACAACAAUUAUUUACACGUCCACCUAUGUUUCAACAACAAACUAUGAUGCAAUCAUCAGUGCAACCGCAAACUCAUGCAAAUUUAUUUAACAAUACUUGGUCAUCUGCUCAAGGAAAAUUAGAUAUAUCAUUAAAUAAUUUAAUCCCACAUACACGUGGUGAUCCACACAAAAAUGGUUUACCACUUAAUCAAUUAACUAGUCCGACAAGUCCAACUAGUUCUGGUUUUCCAUCAUUCAAUGCCAAUACUCAACCAAUAUUUUCAAAUUCAAAUAAGAAAUAA
Molecule: messenger RNA, 1374 nt
Organism: Adineta steineri
Lineage: Eukaryota; Metazoa; Rotifera; Eurotatoria; Adinetida; Adinetidae
Source: the annotation of a GenBank genome assembly